AUUAAAAUUUUGUUUUUAUUUAAUUCCCCAUAAAAACGCCAAAGACGUUUUAAUUUAUUUAUUUAUAUUUGUAUGCGUACAUUCGUAAUUGUGUGAGUGAGUGUGUGUUUGUGAGUGUCAAAAUUUUGAAAAUCUUAAAGCGAAUCCCGGUUGAUUACGCUAACUAUCGAUCCUUAAUUUAAACAAUUUCUUAAUUUUUUAAUACAACUACUAAUCGUCUAUUAAACUAUUAUAACGGAGCAACGAAAACUUCCGAAAAAAUCAAACAAAAUGAGUAUCAUUGAUAGUGGCAAAUAUCGUUUAAGAAAGGAUUGGGCCAGUGCCUCUAUACCAUCAUUGGUCGAUAUCGAUGAACAUGCCGAUGAUGAUGAAACGGAGAAUAAUAUAACAGAGAAUGUAAAUGCCAAGUUGCCACCACAGAAACCACCGCGCCGCAGUUCAUUGGCCUUGAGUUUAUUCUCUAGCAAAUCAGAUAAGAGUCAAAAGAGACGCAGUUCCAUAGCAACGGCUUUUCUAAGACGUGAUAGUAAUAAGCAUUCAUCCAAAGAUUCCUAUGAGUCCGCUGUUAAACAUGAGAAAAGUGAUGCCUCUAAUACAAACAUAUCACCGGAUGUUGUUUAUAGUUCCGAAGAGAAUAUACGCGCCUCAUCGCCCAAUGAACCCGGCAAAGUGUCAUAUUUCGAUGAUGGCACCAAUAUACGUUGUGUCGUUAAGGGUAUAGGCGUUACGAGUCCCUAUGAUACACCCAUCGAUAAAGAACGUAAUCGUCGUAGACGUAGUUCAUUGCAAACGAAAUUGGAUAGACGUCGUCGUAAGAAUUUCGAAGUUAGUUUCUCCACUCUCGAACAGAGUAAUUCACAAAGCGAUUUGACCAAUGAUAGUACAACAGGCAUCGGCUCAUCUGUCGAUAUAACCGAUGAAGAUGUUGAUCCCAAUCAUACCGCCUAUUUUCCCAGACAAAAACGCCAUUCGUGGUGGAAUAUAUUUGUGCCAGAUAAUAUUAAAAACAGGUCACGUAGGGCUAGUCAAGAUGCAUCGUUUAUGUCACGCAGUUUUGAUAAUUUAUCAAUACCAGUACGCAGGAGUAAAUCGCGCAGUGUUGAUCAUGGCCUUGCGGCACCUUUCGAUUUGGAUUCAUUGCGUUCCAAAGUCGAAGGACGCUUUGAAAGUGUUGACAGAUUAUCAAAUGAACGUAAAAAAUCAUCACUACCAACCAUACCCACCGUUAAUUACACGGUGGGAAAUCGUGAUACCUUGACAUCGGUGGCAGCACGUUUUGAUACAACCCCCUCAGAAUUGACACAUUUAAAUCGUUUAAAUAGUUCAUUUAUUUACCCCGGCCAACAGCUGUUGGUACCCGAUAAAAGUGCCAAGGAUAAUGUAUCGACCAGUUCGACAGAUGAUAAAACUGGCGGUUCAAGUGCUUCGGGCAAAUCGAGUCCGAUUGAAAGAAAAUUAUCGGCUGAAGAGCAAAGUGAGGAUAUCUUAGAAAGUUUACGUCCUGGUUCACCAAAACCUGGACACAUUGAACGUGUAGAUGCCACCGGUCGUACAGAUGUCAAUAAAACCGAUGAUCCGGUUAUAACACAACGUUUCCUUAAAAUCAAUGUACGUCACAUAACCGAUGGCCAGGGUGUAGUGGGUGGUGUUCUUUUAGUAACACCCAAUGCGGUUAUGUUUGAUCCAAAUGUUUCGGAUCCAUUGGUUAUUGAACAUGGUCCCGAAAGUUAUGGUGUUAUAGCUCCUAUGGAAUUGUGUGUUAAUGCUGCCAUCUUUCAUGAUAUUGCACAUAUGCGUGUAUCGGGUGGUGCAGCUGAUAAUACGAAUACACAAUCGGAAAAACCUGAAAUUUAUUAUCCCAAAACAGUAUUAGAUGCCCAAAAGGCCAAAGAGGACGAGGAGGAGAAGGAAAAAGAGGAAGGACAAGGAGUAGAUAAUGUCGAUGGCAAAGAGAAAUCGGAGGAAACAAAAACAGAUGCUGCUGGUGCCGAAAGCAAAGAAAAGACAGACGAUCAAGAGUCUAUAUGCUCAGGUUCAGGUCGUGAGACAGAGAAAAAUGAUGAUAAAUCUACGGAAGCCAAAGAUAGUACGAAGACUGAGCUUGAUGCUGCCAGUUCUGGCACCAAUGACACCGAAGAUGAUGAAACUAAGAAAAAUCAUAAUUUAACUGAUUCUCGUACCACCUUAGAAGAAAGACGCAAAAGUCUUUUAGACCAUCAUUGGGCUAUUCCUAGUAAAGAUAGAUUAUGUUUAUCUAAUUCUCGAAGAUCAUCGGAAGAUGAGGGUGACAAUGAAUCGAAUACCACCGCCGAUAGUGGUGCUCGUGGUCAAGAUCCUCAUUCGGCUACAUCAUCAUUAAGCGGUAUUAUGGCUAAUUUGGCCAGUGGUAAUGUUAACGCUAUAGAUUUAGAAGAAUUGGAAGAAUUAUCGAAACAAGCGUGUUACGAUUCGGGUAUCGAUAUACGCGAUCCUAUACCAAAUGUACAACCCAUACCAAAGAAAACUGUUUACAGUGAUGCUGAUAUUGUAUUAAGCUCCGAUUGGGUGCCACCUAAACCCAUAACAAUAACACCUCUGAGUGAAUCACCACCAAGAAGCAGUUUAGAUGCUGGUGGUUCACGUAAAAAGACUACUAGUGUGAGUUUUAGUGUAGAUGAUGAGAAUCAAGCCCAAGCAGCUGCUGGUAGCAAUAAUCAAAUUAAUCAGCAGGAUAAAAAUGCUGAUAAAAAGAAUAAGAUGUUGAAACGUCUUUCUUAUCCUUUGACUUGGGUUGAGGGUUUAACGGGUGAUGGUGCUCCCAAUUCUGCUGGCAGUGUUAAUAAGUCUCAGGAUCAAGAAUCUGCUCCCAAUACUGGCGAUUCUAAUCAAAGUGUUUUCUCAAAAGUAUUUUCUAGUUCGCCCAUUACUUUGGUCUCAGAGUUGGGUGGUAAUUUAUUUUCAAAAACACCGUCCGAAGAUUCGAGUGGCUCUCCGGUGCCACCUCUAACACCACAUUCCACUCAUUCCGAGGGUCAUAUUUCCUCAGGACGUUCUUCUAUAGGUACUUUUAUACGUCCUUUAUCUUCGGAGGGUACUGCAUCUACUACUAAACUUAAGGAUAAUAAACAACAGCAACAACCAAAAUUGGAUUAUCGUUCUAUGGUUUCAGUAGAUGAUAAACCUGGACUAUUUGUCAGUGUCGAUAAACUUAUACCCAGACCUGCAAGAGCUUGCCCAGAUCCUCCAUUGUAUUUACGCUUACGCAUGGGUAAGCCUGUAGGCAAGGCCAUACCAUUGCCAACAUCGGUAAUGUCUUAUGGUAAAAAUAAAUUGAGACCUGAAUACUGGUUUAGUGUACCUAAAAAUCGGAUUGAUGAAUUAUAUCGUUUUGUCAAUACCUGGGUUCCUCAUCUCUAUGGUGAACUGGAUGAGGAACAAAUCAAGUCGCGUGGCUUUGAGUUAAUACAAGACGAUACGGAAUGGACACAAAGUGGCACCAAGAAAACACGUUCAGGCAGUCAAGAGGGUGAAGAAAUCACCGAUAUUACACGUGAAUCUUGGGAGCUUAUUAAGGCUCCAUUUGCUAAGACCUACAACAUUAUUAAAACGGCUUCACAUGCCGCAUCUGCUGAUUUGGAUUUAUUAAGCGGCGAGGUGCUGUCUAUGAGCAGUGAAGAUUAUCGCAAAUCUUCAAUAUUCCAAACAGGAUCAUUUGAUUUAGAUUUCCCCAUACCAGAUCUAAUUGGAACAACAGAAAUUUUAACAGAAGAGCAUCGUGAAAAACUUUGUGGCCAUUUACCUGCCCGCGCUGAAGGUUAUUCCUGGUCUUUGGUCUUUAGCACAUCUCAACAUGGAUUCUCAUUAAAUUCCUUAUAUCGUAAAAUGCAGAGACUUGAGAGUCCCAUACUUAUAGUUAUACAAGACACAGAACAGAAUGUAUUUGGUGCAUUAACCUCCUGUUCCCUGCAUGUAUCAGAUCAUUUUUAUGGUACCGGCGAAUCCCUGUUAUACAAAUUUAAUCCCAGCUUUAAAGUUUUCCAUUGGACUGGUGAAAAUUUAUAUUUUAUUAAAGGCAAUGUGGAAAGUUUGUCAAUUGGUGCUGGAGAUGGCCGUUUUGGAUUAUGGCUUGAUGGUGAUUUAAAUCAAGGUCGUUCACAAUCCUGCAGUACAUAUGGCAAUGAGCCAUUGGCGCCACAAGAAGAUUUUGUUAUAAAAACACUCGAAUGCUGGGCAUUUGUUUAAAUAAAACUAACAUAAAUUAAUAAUAUUUAAAAGAAAAAAAUUCUUUGUUUAUGAUGUAUUUUUAUCAUCAUCUUCACAAAAUC
Lucilia cuprina (Australian sheep blowfly) is the source of this 4304-nucleotide messenger RNA. It is a transcript of the gene mtd, whose product is annotated as TLD domain-containing protein 2. The record is from RefSeq and is a predicted model, not a curated record. Gene Ontology annotation, cellular component: nucleus. NCBI's taxonomy places the organism in Eukaryota, Metazoa, Arthropoda, Insecta, Diptera, Calliphoridae. Bases 271 to 4221 code for a protein of 1316 amino acids. The transcript is spliced from 18 exons. Gene Ontology annotation, biological process: response to oxidative stress.